AUGGUGCAGGUCCUCAGGCUGCACACUCCCCUCUGCACACCUCCCUCUGUUGACGCCCGCAAGCUGCGCGUGUGCUUCCAGGACCAUGUCAGGGCGUGUGGCAAGUGCCGGACCCCGUGCAGGUUCCAUGUCGUCGGCUGCCCCGAGUUGGUGGAGAGCGAGAAGCAGCAGCAACAUGAGGCCCACUGGCUCCGGGAGCACUUGGCCAUGCUGCUGGGCGGCCUCCUGGAGGCCAAGCCCCUCUCUGGGGCAGGGGGCCACUUCCUGAGCCAGAGCGAGGUGGGGGGCUGGGAAGCCAGCACGCUGCACCCCGAGGCAGGGCUCCCCAAGGCUGCGGAGCUGCAGCAGCGGUGCGAGGCCCUGGAGAGGAAGACCGCCACCUUUGAGAACAUCGUCUGCGUCCUGAACCGAGAGGUGGAGAGGGUGGCCAUGACCGCCGAGGCCUGUGGCCGGCAGCACCGGCUGGACCAGGACAGGAUCGAGGCCCUGAGUAACAAGGUACAGCAGCUGGAGAGGAGCAUCAGUCUGAAGGACCUGGCGAUGGCGGAGCUGGAGCAGAAGGUCCAUGAGAUGGAGGCGACCACCUUCGACGGCGUGUUCAUCUGGAAGAUCUGUGACUUCGCCAGGAAGCGGCAGGAGGCCGUGGCCGGCCGCACGCCCGCCAUCUUCUCCCCAGCCUUCUACACGAGCAGGUACGGCUACAAGAUGUGUCUGCGCAUCUACUUGAACGGAGACGGCACCGGGCGCGGGACACACCUGUCACUCUUCUUUGUGGUGAUGAAGGGCCCCCACGACGCACUCCUGCGCUGGCCCUUCAACCAGAAGGUCACCUUAAUGCUGCUCGACCAGAACAACCGGGAGCACGUGAUUGAUGCCUUUAGACCCGACGUGACCUCAUCCUCUUUCCAGAGGCCAAUCAGUGACAUGAACAUUGCCAGUGGCUGCCCCCUCUUCUGCCCUGUCUCCAAGAUGGAGGCCAAGAACUCCUACGUGCGCGAUGAUGCCAUCUUUAUCAAAGCCAUCGUGGACCUGACGGGGCUCUAGCUGCCUCUCCCCAGGGUCGGGUCGGGGGUCAGGAACCGUGGGGCUGGCGGCUCGGUGUGGGAGCCACCAUGCAGGGCCUGAGCCUCGUGGUGGGUGGGCACCUGCUGUGUUCACAUCCCACUGGGAAGGGGCCGCCCUGGGAGAGGCUGCUCCACUCAGGCCCCGUGGAGUGGGCUGCGGGCCUGCCAGGAGCUGGCGGCGGGCCGGCCGUGCGGGCGCUCGGGGCAGGGGGAGCCAAAGGGCAAGGGGAGCCGGCACCGUGUCCCGCCCUUCGGCCUGGAGAGAAGGGACGUUCUCAGGCCUGGCCACUACUCUGAGGAGAGGUCCUGCUGUGCAGGCCUGGCCAGGCCAGCGGGCAGGGAGGGCACUCCCGUGUCCUCGGGGCAUCCUUUUGGCCGCCCUGUGGUGAGUGUGGGGUGUGCACUCGGCCCUGCGACGAGACAGGAUGGGUCGGCUGCCCCGUUGGGCUGUGGAGAAGUCGUUAUUAAACUGUUAAAUCUCUGG
Molecule: messenger RNA, 1548 nt
Organism: Enhydra lutris kenyoni (northern sea otter)
Lineage: Eukaryota; Metazoa; Chordata; Mammalia; Carnivora; Mustelidae
Product: TNF receptor-associated factor 2-like
Exons: 6
Coding region: 1-1044 (347 amino acids)
Biological process (GO): protein autoubiquitination; activation of NF-kappaB-inducing kinase activity; positive regulation of JNK cascade
Cellular component (GO): cytoplasmic side of plasma membrane; plasma membrane signaling receptor complex
Molecular function (GO): ubiquitin-protein transferase activity; tumor necrosis factor receptor binding; ubiquitin protein ligase binding
Source: RefSeq, a predicted model, not a curated record